This is a messenger RNA of Rhagoletis pomonella (apple maggot), 2696 nucleotides long. RefSeq lists its product as uncharacterized. Bases 444 to 1823 code for a protein of 459 amino acids. The transcript is spliced from 3 exons. The record is from RefSeq and is a predicted model, not a curated record. Lineage: Eukaryota; Metazoa; Arthropoda; Insecta; Diptera; Tephritidae. Gene Ontology annotation, biological process: regulation of transcription by RNA polymerase II. Gene Ontology annotation, cellular component: transcription regulator complex; nucleus.
UCUGCAUUCAGUUAUUCGCCGAUAAUUGAUGUCAAAGGACGCGUUACGGCGUCGGUCAUACGGCGCGUAUAAUUAACAAGGAUUUCAGUAAUAAACUAAUUGUUGCAAAGUCAGUUCCGGGUUCAGUGAUUUCUAAUUUCCAUCUUUGCCGUACUUUCGCGCUGCUUCAAGUGUCGUUGCUGCUGCUAACGCCAUACUUAUUUAUUGUUUUUGUAUUUGUUUGCCAUUACUUUUUGUGUGAAUAACGGUUUUUGCCUUGCAUUGUUACCAUACUUUUUAUCGAUAAACCGUCACACGUACACACACACACGUACAAUAUCACAACAUUACGCGUGCGCGCACUCGUUUAUUCAACGCCCUUUUUACUGUCGUCGUCGGCAAUCGGCAAGCAAGUCUGCUUUCGUCACCGCUCAUUUUUAUCGCCGCCAGCCUCUGCCGCAGCAAUGCCGAAAGAAGAUCCAUUCGUAAAUCGCGCCCAAUUGCUAAAAGCUAUCAAAAAGUAUCCAGAGAUAUGGGAUUCGAAUAAUAAGCUGCAUAUGUGCCGUAGCGUCACCGCGCCCAUGUGGAACGAGAUAGCCGAACAGUUUGGCGGGCACGUUCCAACAGUUAAACUGCAGUCCAUCUGGAGUCAAAUGAAGUACCACUACCACAAUCUUGUGCAUCGCCAGAUCCUGCACAAGGAACGUUUCACCACUAAAUGGGAGCAUUUUGAACCGAUGUCUUUCAUGUAUAACAUCACUGUGGCAAAGAUAGUAGGUGCUGCUGGUGCGGCCAAUGAUGGCAGCCAACAGCACUUGCAGUCCCCGACUGCAGUGUCACUCCCGACGCCACCACCUACGCCAACCACACCACAAACGCAAGGGCGCGGACGACCAAGUGGUAGCUUUACAUGGCUACCGCAACCGCCACAACUACAAACGCAGCAGCAACAAGAGCAGCAACUACAACAGCAGUUGGUCCAGACACCUUUGCCACAACAAGAAAUGCAUGAACAGCUGACGUCACUUGGCGGUAUACCCCAAUCAUUGCUCACUUCGACGCCACUAACACCUCAGACUGAGAUCAGUGUUGAGACGAGCCCCUUUAUUGGUUUCACCGGGCUUGUGCCACCAGCGGCUAUAACGGUAGAGGCUACUACGACACCAAUGCGCAAGCCGGGACGCCCUGGAUCGAUGAACAACAGCAUGCGCGGACGUAUUAUUGACGUGAUCAAAGCGCAUCCACCUUUGUGGGCGGGCCGACAGCAAGAGGCUGUGCCAGGGCAGCGAAAGGCGCAAAAUCGUACGUCGGCGGUGUGGAAGGAAGUAGCGGCUGAGUUGGGACUGACGGCAAGUCUCGUACAAACACGUUGGUCCAUUAUCAAGCAGCGCUAUGUGGAUGAAUUGCAGAAAGAGCGUCGCGCUCACUUCACUCAACAGUCGUUCCACUCCACUUGGGAGCACUUUGAACGCAUGGACUUCAUGCGUGACAUACUCAUCAAGAAGGUGGACGAGCGUGAACAAACUCGUGAACAGAUACAAGAAAUCGUCAGCGAACAUCAGCAGCUGCAGUCAGCGGCAGCACAACAUAUGCGUUACAUGCGUCUGGGUAUGCCGCCACCUAUGAGCAUGUUGGGCGCCACUUCAGGCGUGUAUGAAGACGGUGGAGUGGUGGGCAUGGUGCCUUUGCAUCAAGCAAGCAGCUUAGUCGGCGCUGGUGUCACGAGUAUGGGACGCCGUGGGAUCAGUUCCGGUGGCGGUCGUGUAAAGGCCGAGUCGGAUUUAGAAUGGGAUCCCUUUGAGAUGAUACUGCAUGUGCAUGGCACUGAGCCGGCAGCUAACUGAAUGCGAGGUGUUGCAGGGUAAAUGAAAGAGGAAGAAGAAAAGGGCAAGAUAAAAAUAAGAAAUUAAAGUUCUUAAUAAUAGGAGACGUUAGAUUUACAUAUAAGUAAGAAAGUAAAAUAAAUCAAUGGAAAUGAUCCUGGGGGAUAUAAAAGAUACUUUACGCAAAAAAAAAAUUCUGCAGAAAUCGUGAAAGGUUCACUUAUAUUCAUAUGUAGGAUACUAUGGGUACAGUAAUCGAAAAGUAUUCGACUCAAAAAAGCGAGUACGCAUAGCGAACGGAUUUGCCGAUAGUAUCUAAAAUUCGCUAGAUUUAACAGAAAACGGCUGAUGACUACUUACUAUGGCAUACACUAUAGCAUUUAACUUUAGCGUAAAAAGGGUAUAUCAAAGUAAUGCGAAAUUUAAGUAUCUUUUUCUAACUUGAGCGGUACUUUGUAUUUUCAAAGGUUUGUGACUUGAAACAUAUUCGAUUAAAUCAACUUAAACGACUAUUGCGGUAAUUCGAAACCUUCAAAAGGAAAUGCAAGUAGAGGCAAGACUGAGAUGACGCAACUAUUCAAUAUAGCGUAAAUAAGACUAUGAAUAACUAUUUGAAAUACACUAAGAAAAAUUAUAACUUAAAUGAGUACUGACAUUAUUUAAUUUGAAUAAUCUGAUAAAUAAUACGACUAUAUGUAGUUUUGAAACUUUGUACACAGUUUUUUAGAACAGCUCGUGAUUAAAAUUACUGUACUUUCAAGAAAGUAUACUGAGCAUGCAAAAUAUGCUAUACUUUCAAAAUUAUACUUUGUAAUGGCUAGAAUACAUAUACAUAUACAUGUGAACAUGCGACUGCGCAGAAGAGAAAUAAAUAAAACGAUAUUUAAAAAAAGA